CCAGGUUCAGUUUCCCUUAGUCACGAUGUCUGUGGUGAGAUUUCAGUCAGGUGGAUGUCUUCUCUUUUACACUCUUGUCAUUCUCACUCUCGCUUACAUGGUGGGUCAAAGUUUGGCCUUGAGCAGUCAUCUACGUCAUCGCCGUAACAUCGUCCAGAUGUGCGACAUGAUGCAGCGGUACACGAACCGGGGCUGUGCCGAGUAUGACAGAUACGGCUGUUUCUGUGGGUACGGCGGGGCGGGAAUCAGACCCGUAGACGGCGUGGACCGAUGCUGUAAGGCUCAUGAUGACUGCUAUGGGCGGGUUUCCUGUUAUGUCUUCAGCGCACAUUUUGUUACCUACGAUUAUGAUUGUACGACCAACAAUACAUGUCAAUGCUUAGACAGGAACGCAUGUUCUCGAUCCACGUGUAUGUGUGACCUGAAAUUUGCGGAAUGCCUUCAGACAAUGGAAUACAAACAACCCUACAGGAAUUAUGAUAGGAGGUUGUGCAAUGUCUGGGAUGACUGAUGUCAACAAGAGGUCAAUAUCGUGAAAUGGGCGUCAGUCAGUCAAGGAACUGUUCCGUGGAGGUUCUUUGCCUACAUCUGUAAGCUGGUGACGUGAGCCUGUUGUGUGCAGAUCAGACCCAUGCGUGCUUGUUUUGUAUAUGGCACCCAUACGAACAUGAUGUGUAGAUGACACCGACACGAACCUGUUGUGUAGAUGACAUCCAGACGAGCCUGUUGUGUAGAUGACACGGACACGAACCUGUUGUGUAGAUGACACCCAUACGAGCCUGUUGGGUAGAUGACACCAACACGAAACAGUUCUGUAGAUGACACUCAUACGAACCAGAUGUCUAGAUCACACCCAUACUAACCUGUUGUGUACAUGAAACCCAUAGGAAACUGUUGUGUAGGCGACAACCAUACGAACAUAUUGUGUGGGUGAAACCCAUACGAAGCUGUUCUUAAGAUGACACACAUACGAACAUGUUGUGUAGGUGACACCCAUACGAACCUGUUGUGUAGAUGACACCAAUACGAACCUGUUGUGUAGAUAACACUCAUACUAUCCCGCUGUGUAAAUGAUAUCCAUACAAACCUGUUGUGUAGAUGACACCUAUACGAACCUGUUGUGUUGAAUACACACACACACGAACCUGUUGUGUAGAUGACACCCGUACGAACCAGAUGUUUAGAUGACAACCAUACGAACCUGUUGUAUAGAUGACACACAUGCGAGCCUGUUGUGUAGAUGACACCCAUACGAACCUGUUGUAUAGAUGACACCCAUACGAGACUGUUGUGUAGAUGACACUCAUAUUAUCCUAUUGAGCAGAUGACACUCAUAUUAUCCUAUUGAGCAGAUGAUAUCCAUACAAACCUUUUGUGUAGAUGACACACAAACGAACCUGUUGUGUAGAUGGCACUCAUACUGUCCUGUUGUGCAGAUGAUAUCCAUACAAACCUGUUGUAUAGAUGACAACCAUACGAGCUUGUUGUGUAGAUGACACUCAUAUUAUCCUACUGAGCAGAUGACACUCAUAUUAUCCUAUUGAGCAGAUGAUAUCCAUACAAACCUUUUGUGUAGAUGACACACAAACGAACCUGUUGUGUAGAUGGCACUCAUACUGUCCUGUUGUGCAGAUGAUAUCCAUACAAACCUGUUGUGUAGAUGACAACCAUACGAACCUGUUGUGUAGAUGACACACAACAAAACCUGUUGUGUAGAUAACCUGUUGUGUAGAUCACAUUCGUUCCAACAUGCUGUUAGAAUUAGCUAAUGUCAUAUAGAAGGCAUUUUAAA
Molecule: messenger RNA, 1792 nt
Organism: Liolophura sinensis
Lineage: Eukaryota; Metazoa; Mollusca; Polyplacophora; Chitonida; Chitonidae
Product: basic phospholipase A2 PA-5-like
Exons: 4
Coding region: 26-511 (161 amino acids)
Biological process (GO): phospholipid metabolic process; arachidonate secretion; lipid catabolic process
Molecular function (GO): A2-type glycerophospholipase activity; calcium ion binding
Source: RefSeq, a predicted model, not a curated record